Molecule: messenger RNA, 3930 nt
Organism: Mizuhopecten yessoensis (Yesso scallop)
Lineage: Eukaryota; Metazoa; Mollusca; Bivalvia; Pectinida; Pectinidae
Exons: 2
Biological process (GO): DNA integration
Molecular function (GO): nucleic acid binding
Source: RefSeq, a predicted model, not a curated record
AAGUGUGGACACUUGAGUCGCCAUUAUAUGACCUCAUCACUGGAGAUGUUGAAGGUGCGAGAGAACCUAAGGAUCCAGAUCCAGAAUGGAAGGUUAAAGAACCUGUUGUACAUGCGGUGGAAACUAGAGCUCAAAGGAAGGAAACAGAAAAACACUAUAGGCCAAUGAAAGUACCAUCAGCAUUACAGGAUUGUACGAUAGAUGACCUAAAGCGUGAGCAAAAGGAUGACAAGUCACUUAGUAAGAUGUGGAGGCUCGCGGAGACAGCUGAAGUUUGCGAACGAAAUGAUGGUGGGACAUCAUCGUUGUUUGUGCGCAACGGAAUUCUAUACAGGAAAUUUCAAAGUCCAAAGGUAGCAAUUGGUAGAGAAUUUCGACAACUGGUUGUACCAGAACUUUUUCGCUCUAAAGUUCUGAAGAUGGCUCAUGAAUCGAUUAUGGCAGGACAUCUAGGUAUUCGACGGACAGGGCAGAGAAUUCUUUCAGAGUUUUUCUGGCCAGGAGUACAAGCUGAUGCUACAAGAUUCUGCAGAUCUUGUGAUAUAUGCCAACGUACAUCUCCCAAAGGAAGGGUGGUCAAGGCACCUCUAGGAACUAUGCCGUUGAUUGAUACACCUUUUAAAAGAGUUGCAGUUGACUUGGUGGGGCCGAUUCAACCUCCGACAGACAGGAAAAAUCGCUAUAUCCUUACCGUUGUUGACUAUGCAACUAGGUACCCGGAGGCAGUACCCUUACCUGGAAUAGAGGCAGAGAGAGUGGCAGAGGCGUUAGUCGAUAUUUUCAGUCGUGUGGGCAUUCCAUCAGAGAUGUUGACCGACCAAGGGGCUCAAUUCACAUCAGAAGUGAUGAAAGAAGUAAGUAGGCUUCUCUCCUUUCGGCGGUUGACUACGACACCAUAUCAUCCGAUGUGUAACGGGCUAGUGGAAAAGUUCAACGGAACGCUAAAACAGAUGUUACGCCGGAUGUGCGCAGAGAGACGCAGAGACUGGGACAAAUACAUUAACGCACUCCUGUUUGCUUAUAGAGAAGUUCCACAGGAGAGUCUUGGAUUUUCGCCAUUUGAACUUCUUUAUGGAAGGACUGUGCGUGGGCCAAUGAAGAUCCUCAAGGAGCUAUGGACUAAAGAACUUCCAGAUGAUGAAGUAAAGACAACUUACCAAUAUGUUGUUGACUUGAGGGAAAAGCUCGAGGAAACUUGUCGUCUUGCCAAUGAGAGUCUACAAGUGGCAAGAGGUCGCCAGAAGAGGCACUAUAACAAAAGAGCAAAACUACGGAAUCUGAAGGUUGGGGACAAGGUGUUGGUAUUACUUCCUACCAAGAAGAACAAACUCAUGCUGCAAUGGCGUGGACCUUACGAAGUGAAGGAACGUCUAGGACCUAUUGACUACAGAGUUGAGGUUGGAGGAAAACUGAAGACAUUACACGUCAACCUACUGAAGAAAUAUUAUGAGAGGAGUGAGGAAGACAAGAAGAACACUAGUCGUGGACAGAAGGGUAGUGACGGUACACCAGGACAUAUUGCUGUCGCUGUCAUUGAUGAUGACGAGGGUACAGAUCAUGACCUAUUGGACAGAGAAUUAGAAGUGUUUCCACAACCGACAGGGAAAGAGACAUUAGACGAUGUGUCGAUAGGAGAAAUAGUGACUGAAGGACAGAAGGUGGGAAUGACAAGAAUGCUGGAAGAGUUUCGGGAUGUACUUACAGAUAUUCCAGGAGAGACUAAUUUCGUGGAGCAUGAUAUUUUGACUACUUCGAGAGAUCCUGUUCGGGUGAAGCCAUAUCCACUUCCAUUUAGCACCAGGGAGACUAUCAAAAAGGAGAUAGAUAAGAUGUUGGAGAUGAAGGUAAUCGAGUCAUCAAAUUCGCCAUAUGCUGCACCUGUGGUGAUAGUAAAGAAGAAGGAUGGCACGAACCGGUUCUGCAUCGAUUUCCGCCAACUCAACCGAGUAACCAUUUUUGACGCAGAACCGAUGCCUAACACAGAGGAUAUGUUUUCUCGGCUUGGAGGUUUCCGAUACUUUUCGAAGUUGGACCUCACCAAAGGGUAUUGGCAGGUACCGAUGGCUGAAACAGCGAAGGAGAAGACCGCGUUCAUCACUCCAGUGGGACUGUUUCAGUUUCGUGUGAUGCCCUUCGGUCUGGUAAACGCCCCAGCGACAUUUUGCAGACUGAUGAGGAAAGUUCUAGAUGGGUUGCGAAAUGUCGAUAGUUUUGUAGAUGACAUUCUGAUCUAUACGCAUUCCUUUGAAGAUCACAUGUAUGUUCUUAGAGAUCUGUUCCGGAGACUACGAAAGGCGGGAUUGUCAGCACGACCAACAAAGUGUUUCAUAGGAUAUCGAUCACUGGAAUGUCUGGGGCAUGUUGUCGGUGACCAGAGAUUGGAACCACAACCUGAGAAGAUAAGUGCAAUUGAACAAGCGCUGAGACCUGAGACAAAGACACAGUUGAGAUCAUUCCUUGGUUUAGCUGGGUUUUACCGGAAGUUCAUCGCAAACUUUGCAUCUAUUGCAGUACCUUUAACGGAGUUGACCAAGAAGGGGUUCCCAAAUAGAUUGGAAUGGGGUGAUAGUCAGGAGAAGGCAUUUGAAACUUUGAAGAGGGCAUUGACAGCAAAACCUAUUCUAAAACUUCCUGAUCUCAAUGAGGAUUUCAUCCUGAGGACAGAUGCAUCUGAUACCGGAUUAGGGGCGGUACUACUGCAGAUUGAGGAGGGUUUGAAGUUACCUGUUGCGUACGCGAGUAGGAAGUUGUUACAGAGGGAGCGGAAUUACGCAGUGGUUGAGAAAGAGUGUUUGGCCAUUGUGUGGGCUGUCCAGAAAUUCGAACAAUACCUGUACGGGAAGGAAUUUGUGUUGGAAACAGACCACCAGCCACUCACCUACCUACAACGCUCGAAAACUGCCAACGGUCGUCUGAUGCGAUGGGCUCUACUUCUUCAACCUUACCGGUUUAGAAUUCAGGCAAUUCGAGGAAGUGACAAUAUUGGGGCCGACUAUCUCAGUAGGUCAUAAAUUCACCAUGAUUGUUUAGCCAGUAUUUCCAAUGCGUCGUGAAUGAACUAAAAGUGUAUCCACUUUCUUCGGAAAGGGGGGAUGUGUCACGAUCGCAUAUUGGUACAGAUGUUGUAUAUAUAUAUUUAUGUUAGUAUUGAUAAUGUAUAUUGUUUUAUACUUAUUUGCAUGAAUCUCGGUUUUUAAAUAUUCCCGCUUCGAGGUGAGUAUGUGUUUGCGAGAGCGUCCGAGAGUGGUAAAAGUACUGCACGAGAGCCGAUCUGUCCAAGAUGGACGUGCAUGUCAACGUGCCAUAAAAAACCACCCGGACUUCAGACACAUAACACCUGAGAUGUGAUUUCCAUGAACGGGUUGGUAGGUGAGAGGAAUGUGGACGAGACAACUGGCGCGACACACAUUGGGUCAGUUCCACAAGGGCAGACAACUGGUGCUUCACACAGUGUGUCAGUUCUGCAAGGGCAGACAACUCAUAGUUGUACUGACAUCAUUCGUCAGUGAGGGAGCAGUCCUCAGGUCAUCUGCGGAGCCGGAGGCCUGCAUUAUAGCACAUCGGUGCUAGACCGUUCUCAGCACAUCGGUGCUAGACCCUUCUGCGGUGGGGUAUAUAUCCAUGAUUAGCGGACGUGGAUUAUAUGGUGAAGCGGAACACAAGUUUGUGAGACUUGUUUAGUCCAUCGGAUCCUAUCCAUAUUGUAUUGGGUAUUGCCCACAUAGACAGUGGAACUAUUGAUAUACAAGCGGCAACUGUGACUCCACCAACCGGAGUAAUGACAUUUAGUGUUGAAUGUAUGAAUGUGUGUUUGUGAGUGUGAGUACAUACUUAUGGGGGUUUUCUUCAAUAAUUAUUGUAAAUAAACUUGUAGAUAUUGUAUAACAAAUCGUUCUGUAUUCUCUCAGCUACCGACCGGUCGUCCAACGU